AUGGCAAAGAGACAGACGAGAACAAAAAAGGAGAAAACGAACAACAGGUUGGUGAGGAAGGACCGGAGAGGCCCGAAGGAGGAGAGGAGAAAAACUGGACGAGAUUCGAAAGACGCCUACGUUUUGACGACUGGAGACGAGCUGGAGAAAGAAGAGACGAGGAGGAGGAGACGCUGUUGCGAGGAAGAGGCGAGAGAGAAAAAAAUCUGGAGACAGAGCAGUGGCUCUAACGUCGAUUGUCUGUACACUGGAGAGCGGGGAAGUCCGAGAGGAAGUCCGAGAGGAAGCCGAGAGGAAGCCGAGAGGAAGGAGAAACUCGCGGUGAAAGAAAUGACGACUGGAAAGUCAAGAGGAGAAGGACAAUCCGAAUCCAAGAAGGCGUCAUGUGUCGAUCCAGAAGGCCUGAAGAAAAACAGGACCUUCCACCAACAUCUUCUUCUCCUGUUCUUGUCUUCUUCUUCUCUUGUUCUUGUCUUCUUCUUCUCUUGUUCUGCUAUGUUCUUCUCCUCUUUUCCUUUUCGCAUGUUCUCCUUCUUUUCCUCCUUUUUUCUCUCUCCUCCUCUGGACUUUCUCCGCUCCCUCUACUCCUCUCCUUUCUCGCUUUUCCUCUUGUUCCUGUCUCUCCUCCUGCUUGCGUCGUCCACGGUUCUGCGUUGUCUGAGCUCUCGCGAUUUCGUUCGAACCUCGGCGAGCUGCUGGAGACGGCAGAGAUGUAUGUUUUCGCGACACCGAGCAGAAAAGGGUGGAGAGCGACAGGGUCUCCCUCCUUUCUGCUUCGUCUCCGGAGUUUCUCAGGUCUCGAGUUUUCUCGCGGCGCACUCAGCUCGGUGUGCCGCGCAAAGCCGGGCGCUGUGCGACUUUCGCGGAGACUGCAUGCGGUUCUUGCGCAACGCCCUGGCUCGAAAAGGAGAGGAACGAGCGCCGCGAAAAGACCGUUCUGUGAGAGCGGGAACAAAGCAAACUUGGCGUUUUAAUGCGACAUUCACGAAGCAGCCGAGAGUCUCCCCCCAAGUGAGCAGUAGAUCCUCCGGCUCCACCCUGUAA
This is a messenger RNA of Toxoplasma gondii ME49, 1044 nucleotides long. RefSeq lists its product as hypothetical. The record is from RefSeq and is a predicted model, not a curated record. NCBI's taxonomy places the organism in Eukaryota, Apicomplexa, Conoidasida, Eucoccidiorida, Sarcocystidae. The coding region runs from base 1 to 1044 and encodes 347 amino acids. The transcript has a single exon.